AUGGCUUCUGAAGACCAGUUCACAUCCAUCCAAUGGGACAGGGAUGAAAUUGAAAGGUCUUCCGAUAUAAGCAACAACAACAACAACAACAACAACAUUGAUUCAAUUGCUGAAGAACCUAUAGAAUCAAAGCCACAAGAGCAAGGGAAGGCGGGAUCCUUUGAGACAAGUCAGCAGGAUACCACUCAGGGUGGAAGAAAAGUGGCUAAGCAAGUCGAGAACCAGGGUUUACAGCUGGACGCUGCCGGAAAGACGGGAGCAACAAAAAACUACGAUGAGAACAAUAAUGAUAAUGGUAAUGAUAACACUAAAAGCAAUGAUGAUAAUGCCACUAACGAUAACACCGAUGAUGACCCAAGCAACUCCUUGCUUAUAGCUUCUGCUAAGCUAAGUGAAGGUCAAAUAGAGUCGUCUCAAGAUCCAGCAACUAAAUCAGUAGAUAAUGACACUAAAGAACAAGGACGCGUUGAAACAACUUCCUCUACAUUAUCCAAUGGACAUGGCACUAAUGGUGGUUAUAAUAGUAUCCCAGAUUCCGCCGCUGAAACUACGACAACUGUACCAGUGGAUACUUCAUAUUACGACAAGUACACAAUAAAAGUGUCUGCCACUCAUCCUACUCGUGACUUGGACGCAUCUUCCAAGCCAUUUAUCUCAUACCUUGUCACCACUACAACAGACAACCCUUCAAUUCUCAAACUCACAAAGGAAAAAGCGCCUAAAUCUGGAGAACAAUUUUUAACAUUUUCCGUACGUAGAAGGUACGGAGAUUUUAGAUACUUGUAUGAAAGCAUCAGCAAUGACUUUCCAACUGCAAUGAUUCCGCCAUUACCUUCGAAGCUGAAUAUAAAAUACCUUGUAGGUGACACUUUUAGCCAUGAAUUUGUCCACAAAAGACUACACUCGCUUGAUCGUUUCUUGCGGUUUAUCAUUCAGCACAGAGAAUUGUCACAACUGUCAAUUUUCCAUCUUUUUAUUAGCGACAGCGGUGAUUGGAAUACUUUUACCACGUCAUUGAAGAUUAAAGAAUUAACCACAAAUGGCGAACCAGGCGGGGGAGGAGGUAUCGUUAACAAAGUUGUCAAUGAAGAUCUCUUAACCGAAAAAGUAAUGAAUUUUUUGACCUCAUCAAAGCACAAAAAGGAGACAAAUCGAGAAAUAUUGGAAAUAAAUGACAAACUCAAGAAAUUGUAUGAGAAUUUGUUAAAGUUGGACCGGAUUUUUCUUAAAUUGAAUCGAAAGAAUAAAGAAUUGGGUAUUGACUAUGAACAGUUUUCGAGCCAGAUUCAAAAAUUGUCAAUUGUGCAAAAGGACUCUGUCGAUGAAAACUUGUCGAUUGCAUCCAACUUUAAGGUAUUUGCCGAAUCUUUAGACUAUUUUCUGAACUCGUGGAAUGAACUUCACAACUAUAUGGAUGAGUCUUUUCUAGUUCUGUUGAAAGAUUGUUCAAAAUACAUCAUUAACCUUACAAACUUGAUUGAAUUACAACACAACAAGCGCAUUGAUUUGCAAGUACUACAAGACUAUUUAAACAAGAGCAGGAACGAGCUUGGCAAUUUAACUGGACAGCCACAUGAUUAUCCUGGAACAUCAGCAUCUUCAUAUCAUCACGGCGGUGGUAGCGUUGGUGGAGGUUUGGUUAACAACACAACGCAAUUGAUCAAAGAUACAAUCUCUACCUCAGCAACUCCAUACAUUGGUUCUACUUCGUCUGAAAAUAAGAUCCAUAAAUUGCAAAAUAGAAUUGCUCAACUAGAAGAUGAGAUCACCUUGCAAACGAAAUUGGUUAAUGAAUUCACAAACAAAAUCAUCAACGACGAGUACCCCAAUUGGGAUAGGUUCAAUAAAUUGGAAUUGAAAGAUGCAAUGCUUGGACUUUGUGAUAAGCAGAUUGAGUUUUACAGUGGUCUAGCUGAUAACUGGACUAGCAUUGAGGCAAAACUUACAAGAAGAUUAGAAGAACUCAACUAG
Molecule: messenger RNA, 1971 nt
Organism: Lodderomyces elongisporus
Lineage: Eukaryota; Fungi; Ascomycota; Pichiomycetes; Serinales; Debaryomycetaceae
Gene: SNX4
Product: Snx4p
Exons: 1
Coding region: 1-1971 (656 amino acids)
Biological process (GO): protein transport; piecemeal microautophagy of the nucleus; reticulophagy
Cellular component (GO): early endosome; phagophore assembly site
Molecular function (GO): phosphatidylinositol binding
Source: RefSeq, a predicted model, not a curated record